GGGUCUGAGCUCAAACAGGCAGCUCUCUUCGGUCUAUUGAGGUGGCCUGUGUCUGUGCGCGGGUAGGCUGGUUGCACGCGGGCCAAAUCUACAUUGUGAUUGUCGUACAGUGUGGCAAGUUAGCUGCACAGUCACCGUUUUUGCCAUUUUCUCUCCGAGCCUCGCCACAAAUAUGGCAGAUUCACAGGACGACAAGCUGUAUAAAGCUGAAUAUGCGAAGAGUGGGCGCGCAUCUUGCAAGAAAUGCAAAGAAAACAUUGCGAAGGAUUCACUGCGGAUGGCCAUCAUGGUGCAGUCGCCCAUGUUCGAUGGGAAGGUGCCCCACUGGCACCACUUCUCCUGCUUCUGGCAGCGGGCAGCGGCACAGGCCCCCGGCGACAUCUCCGGCUUCAGCGACCUGCGCUGGGAGGACCAGGAGAAGGUCAAGAAGGCCAUCGAGACCGGAGGAGCCACAGGAGGGAAAGGAGACCAGAAGGGGGCAGCCAAGGGAGAGAAGACCCUAAACGACUUCGCUGUGGAGUACGCUAAGUCCAACAGGAGCACCUGCAAAGGCUGCGAACAGAAGAUUGAAAAGGACCAGAUGCGCGUGUCGAAGAAGACGGUGGACCCGGAGAAGCCGCAGCUGGGCCUGAUCGACCGCUGGUACCACACGGGCUGCUUCGUGAGCCGGCGCCAGGAGCUGGCCUUUAAGCCCGAGUACAGCGCCGCCCAGCUCAAGGGCUUCGCCAUCCUCAAGGCUGACGACAAGGAGGAGCUCAAGAAGAGGCUGCCCGCCGUCAAGAGCGAGGGGAAGAGGAAAGGGGACGAGCCGGACGGAGAGGGAGCGCCUAAGAAGAUGAAAAAAGAGGCGGAGGAGAAGAUGAAGAAGGAGGCGGAGGAGGAGAAGAAGCUGGAGACGCAGCUGAAGGAUCAAUCUCAGCUGAUCUGGGGCAUUAAGGACAAGCUGAAGAAGUACUGCUCCACCAACGACAUGAAGGAGCUGCUCAUCGCCAACGGACAGGACGUGCCCUCAGGAGAGUCCAAUAUCGUGGACAGCCUGGCAGACUGCAUGGCGUACGGCGCCCUGAAGCCGUGUGAGACGUGCCAGGGCCAGCUGGUGUUCAAAAGCGACGCCUACUACUGCAACGGAGACAUCUCCGCCUGGACCAAGUGUGUGUUCAAGACCCGCACGCCCGACAGGAAGGACUGGGCCACGCCCAAGGAGUUUCACGAGGUGCCCUUCCUGAAGAAGUUCAAGUUUAAGAGGCAGGACCGCCUCUACCCCAAAGAGGCCCCGCCCUCCCCCCCCGCCCCCACCGCCUCCGAGGGCGGACCCGGAGCCUCCAGCCUCCCCUCCGAGGCCCUGCCAGAGGCGCCCCCUGCAGAUAAGCCUCUGACUGGCUUGAGGCUGCUGGCCGUGGGGAAGCUGUCUAAGAACAAAGAUGACCUGAAGGUGGCCGUGGAGGACCUGGGAGGGAAGAUCACUGGAACUGCAUCCAAGGCCAAACUCUGCAUCAGCACACGGAAGGAGGUGGAGAAGAUGAGCAAGAAGAUGGAGGAGGUAAAAGAGGCCGGUGUGCGUGUGGUGUCUGAGGACUUCCUGACGGACAUCAAGUCCUCGGGCAAGGCCCUCCAGGAGCUCGUCUCCCUGCACGGCAUCUCCCCCUGGGGGGCCGAGGUCAAACUCGAGCCCCAGGCUCCAUCUGCGGCCUCCAAGUCCACCGGAACCCCCGCUGCCAAGAGCGCAGGCAAAGUGAAGGAGGAGGAAGGGGGCAGUAAGUCCAAGACCAUGAAGCUGACAGUGAAGGGCGGUGCGGCUGUGGACCCCGACUCUGGUCUGGAGAACUGCGCCCAUGUGCUGGAUCAGAGCGGAAAGAUCUACAGCGCCACCCUUGGCCUGGUGGACAUAGUGCGGGGCACCAACUCCUACUAUAAGCUGCAGCUGCUGGAGGAUGACGUGCAGAAGAGGUACUGGGUGUUCAGGUCAUGGGGGCGAGUUGGCACCACUAUCGGAGGGAAUAAGCUGGACAAGUUCUACGACAAGAACUCGGCCAUGGACAACUUCCGCAACGUCUACGAGGAGAAGACGGGCAACUCCUGGACCUCGACCAACUUCACCAAAUACCCCAACAAGUUCUACCCGCUGGAGAUCGACUACGGCCAGGACGAGGAGGCGGUGAAGAGGCUGACGGAGAGCGCUGGCACCAAGUCCAAGCUGGCCAAGCCCGUGCAGGAGCUGAUCCGCAUGAUCUUUGAUGUGGAGAGCAUGAAGAAGGCCAUGGUGGAGUUUGAGAUCGACCUGCAGAAGAUGCCGUUGGGGAAACUGAGUAAGAGGCAGAUCCAGAACGCCUACACUCUUCUCAGCGAAGUUCAACAGGCGGUGGGGGACAGUGCCACAGAAUCCACCAUUUUGGAUCUGUCCAAUCGCUUCUACACGCUCAUCCCCCACGACUUUGGGAUGAAGAAGCCUCCGCUACUGAGCAGCCUCGACUACAUUCAGGCUAAGGUGCAGAUGUUGGACAACCUCCUGGACAUUGAGGUGGCCUACAGCCUGCUCCGCGGGGGGGCAGACGACGACAAAAAGGAUCCCAUCGACAUCAACUAUGAGAAACUCAAAACUACGAUUGAGGUGGUUGAUAAGUCUUCACAUGAAGCCGAGCUCAUCCAUCAAUACGUGAAGAACACACACGCUGCCACUCACAACACCUAUUCGCUGGAGGUGGAAGAGGUCUUUAAGAUCGUGCGGGAGGGCGAGUACCAGCGCUUCCGUCCUUUCGAGGAGCUGCACAAUCGGCAGCUGCUGUGGCACGGCUCUCGCGCCACCAACUACGCCGGCAUCCUGUCUCAAGGUCUACGCAUCGCCCCACCGGAGGCGCCAGUAACGGGUUAUAUGUUUGGUAAAGGUGUGUACUUCGCUGACAUGGUGUCCAAGAGUGCCAACUACUGCCACACCUCCCAGGCCGACCCCACUGGCCUCCUCCUCCUGGGCGAGGUUGCCCUCGGCAACAUGCAUGAGCUGAAGAAAGCAUCACACAUCACAAAGUUACCUAAGGGCAAACACAGUGUUAAAGGUGUGGGCCGAACCGCCCCGGACCCCACCGCCACGGUGAAGCUGGAUGGAGUCGAUGUGCCUUUGGGGAAGGGAUCGACCACUAACAUAGAGGACACCAGUCUGCUGUACAACGAAUACAUCGUGUACGACGUCGCUCAGGUGAACCUGAAGUACCUGCUGAAGAUCCGUUUCAACUACCAGACAUCCCUGUGGUGAGAGGUCAGAGGUCACCACACCGUUGACCUCUCACCCCUGACCUGGGCCCAUGAGAUGGGGGGGGGGGGGGGUCCUGGACAUCACCACCACUGGCCGCCACACCAUCGGCACCCCCACCCUCCCAACCCCCCCUCCACUAUGCCUUCCCAGAGACUGAAGACCUGAACGCACUCACACCUGUGCAUCCUGAACGCACCCACACACACCUGUACAUCCUGAACGCACUCACACCUGUACAUCCUGAACGCACCCACACCACACCUGUACAUCCUGAACGCACCCUCACCUGUACAUCCUGAACGCACUCACACCACACCUGUACAUCCUGAACGCACUCACACCUGUACAUCCUGAACGCACUCACACCUGUACAUCCUGAACGCACCCACACCUGUACAUCCUGAACGCACUCACACCUGUACAUCCUGAACGCACCCACACCACACCUGUACAUCCUGAACGCACUCACACCUGUACAUCCUGAACGCACCCACACCUGUGCAUCCUGAACGCACUCACACCUGUACAUCCUGAACGCACUCACACCUGUGCAUCCUGAACGCACCCACACCACACCUGUACAUCCUGAACGCACCCACACCUGUACAUCCUGAACGCACUCACACCUGUGCAUCCUGAACGCACUCACACCUGAACGCACCCACACCUGUACAUCCUGCUUUUCUCAUUUGUGAUGCUGUAUAAGUGUACAUGGGUCAUAGUGCUUUGGAUAGGCUUAGCAAGAUGGCCUCCCCUUACUCGCUGUGUUUGAAUCGUCCUCGGCCUCUUAGUCGCUGUGUUUGAAUCGCCCUCGGCCUCACAGGGGAAAGACCCUGCGGAAGACAUGGUUAUCUUUCAAUUAAAAUACUCCUAGAACGGUUUCUUGAUGAGGUUGUGGAAGAGCUGUCCCCAUCAGUCGUCAUGACGUCAGCAGUCUUCCACUAUUUUGGUCUUCCAUCAUUUAUCUGUCGACUCAGUUUUUGUUGUACUUCAUUUGUAGUUUCCAGUUUAGCUUUGGUAAGGUCAUAGGAUGCCACCUUCAAACGGCAGGGUUCAAACUGAUGUUUGAAAGUCUUUUGGUAGAAACAGGCAAAGUACACUUAUGCUAUGGUGUGUCUCUUUUUCAUUUGUUGUGAUUUAAGACAGCAACACUCCAUUUGGAUUUCCUGUAAGACAUCAGUAUAAGUCAUCGGGUAUAAGACUGUUAUAAAACCAGGUGGUUAGUAAGUCUUUUUUUCUUUUUUUUGGUCAUUGCUCUUUUUUGCUGAUGUAUUUUGCCUGUCCUUUGCUGUUAAGGUUGGCACAGUAAUAGAUUAAACGAGUAAGCAAACUUUUUGUUAGUUAAGAACUUAUAAAUAAAGACAAUUGAGCAAA
Molecule: messenger RNA, 4621 nt
Organism: Clupea harengus (Atlantic herring)
Lineage: Eukaryota; Metazoa; Chordata; Actinopteri; Clupeiformes; Clupeidae
Gene: parp1
Product: poly (ADP-ribose) polymerase 1
Exons: 23
Coding region: 173-3247 (1024 amino acids)
Biological process (GO): double-strand break repair; protein poly-ADP-ribosylation
Cellular component (GO): nucleus; nucleolus
Molecular function (GO): NAD+ poly-ADP-ribosyltransferase activity; zinc ion binding; NAD binding
Source: RefSeq, a predicted model, not a curated record